AUGGCGGGGGGAGGGAAGGUGUACUCGUUCCAAGAGGUGCGGAAGCACAGCCAGCGCAAGGAUUGCUGGCUCAUCAUCUCCGGCAAGGUGUACGACGUGACGCCCUUCAUGGAGGAGCACCCGGGCGGCGACGAGGUCCUGCUGGCGUGCACCGGCAAGGACGCGACGGCCGACUUCGAGGACAUCGGCCACUCGGACGCCGCCAAGGAGCUGAUGCCGCAGUACUGCAUCGGGGAGGUCGACGCCGCCACCAUCCCGGCCAAGCUCGCACACGCCGUCCUCCCCGCCAAGGGGGCAGCGGCGGCUCCGGCGCCACGCGCGAGCACGGGCCAGGGCGUCUGGCUAACGGUGCUGCAGCUCGCCCUGCCCCUCCUGCUGGUGGCCAUGGCCUUCGCGCUUCAGAACUUCGCCAAAACCAAAACAGAGUAG
This is a messenger RNA of Triticum turgidum subsp. durum (durum wheat), 429 nucleotides long. Lineage: Eukaryota; Viridiplantae; Streptophyta; Magnoliopsida; Poales; Poaceae. The record is from the annotation of a GenBank genome assembly.